Molecule: messenger RNA, 1993 nt
Organism: Etheostoma spectabile (orangethroat darter)
Lineage: Eukaryota; Metazoa; Chordata; Actinopteri; Perciformes; Percidae
Gene: rnf180a
Product: ring finger protein 180a
Exons: 4
Coding region: 207-1778 (523 amino acids)
Biological process (GO): serotonin metabolic process; norepinephrine metabolic process; protein polyubiquitination
Cellular component (GO): endoplasmic reticulum membrane
Molecular function (GO): ubiquitin conjugating enzyme binding; ubiquitin protein ligase activity
Source: RefSeq, a predicted model, not a curated record
GGCAGGAUAGGCCAGGCCAGAGGGAUGCAGUGCUCACCUCCUCUACACUGGAACAGUCCCUCUAAAGAGCUUGAACUAAUCCAUCCAGAGGUAGUGGGAGGCAGAGAGAAGACUUUGGGGAAGAUGACAGGGGAAAGACCAGGCUAGCUGGUAGAAGUUGCUUUGGAUGUGUUCUGCUGGUGAACAAGGGGCUCAAAAGCAUCGCCAUGAGCUCCCAUUUGGAACCCUCUGGUGUUAAUGGAUCAAACAGAGGUGAAGGUUGUGGUAGUGAAGAUGGUGAAGAAAACAGCAACAACGAGACUUACACCCCAUGCUUAAAGACAGUGAGACCUAGGCUGAGGAGUGCUGAUCCAGGCGGAGAGGGAAGGUCAAGCAGUGUGGAGCAGCUGGUGAGACCUGCCCUGCCAGGGAGGAAAGCACACAAAAAGACCUGCAUCAAGGACAACAGAAGACGGUUGAGAGAGGGGAAUCAGGACAGGGAUGAGGAAAGACAAAAUGUUGAACACACAGCAGGCAGGGAAAGAGGAAAACAAAGGCAGAGAAAGACUGAAAGAACUAGUACACAUGGAGCUGGAGUCCAGGACAGACAGGGAACAGGAAGCUCUGAAAGUUUGUCCAGCAGUAAUUCUGACAUCCAGUUAAACUGCCCUUUGGAAGGAUCGAACAACUUACAGAGAGGACACAUGUGUCCUAGUUCUCCCAGUAUUGGCGGCACCCGGAACAUCACCACCAACUUAAACCCCCAAUCCCCUUGGUCCUUGUCUUCUACUCUCCUUAAGCCUCCCAUCCAAACCAGACCCACACCUCUGUCCCCUCAGAGACUUUCAUCCAGGACAGCGGCAGUAGACCUGCACUGCAACCCAUUUAGUUCGCCCAGAGAGACAGAUCCAUUCUGGGUGGAGGUGAGAACAGGGACAGCAACUGGACGAUCUUCACAAAGCCAUCUGACACACAUCCCAUCUCUCACCAACUCAGAGCUGGGAGAAGGAGAAGAGGAGGAAGAGGAUGUGGACGAUGGCGAGGAAGGAGGCAGUGGUGUGAUGGAGGUGAUCGGUCAGACCGUGACCUCAGCAGUGGUGCAGCCUAGUGUUCCUUUUCUCCCCGAGAGGAGGAUGAGUAAAAGAGAGAAGAACAGGAUUAAGUGUCUGAGGAGGAGGCAGAGGAGAAGGGAGAGGUGGAGACAAAGUCAACUGCAGGAGAGCAGACAGAGUUCAACAGGGAACCCAUCCAGCAGCAGUAGCGAGGAUGAUGAGGACAUGAGCGCUGAUGACAGAGAAGGUUACAUCUGUGCUGUGUGUUUGGAUGUAUACUUCAGUCCUUACAUGUGUCACCCCUGCAACCACAUCUUCUGCGAACCCUGUCUGAGAACGCUGGCUAAGAACAGCCCCACCAACACCCCUUGCCCCCUCUGCAGAACAAUCAUCACACAUGUCUUCUUCCAGAAGGAGCUAAACCAAACAGCAAGAACAUUCUUCCCAAAGGAAUACCUUUCCCGGAAACAAAACUUCCAGAAAGCAAGCUGUGCAAAGUGGCCUCUCCCAAGCUGCCGGAAACUCUUCCGUAUCUUUGGAGGCUUCCAGAGGCAGUCCAGUCCCAUUGCUAGACGCCAGUUCCCCCAUGGAGGAGGCUACCGUCUGGACCCUCUGGACUUUGAGGAUGACUCUCGAAGCUGGCGUUUUGACAUGGACAUGGUCAUCAUCUACAUCUACUCAGUCAACUGGGUUAUUGGCUUCUUCAUAUUCUGCUUCCUCUGCUACCUCUUCUUCCCUUCUUUUUGACAGUCAUAGCUAAAAUGAUGGAGCAACAAAGAAAUAAGAAAGGUUGAAGAUACUGAAGGAUGAGGGUAAGGUAAGGAAAGAAGAUGAAGCAGAGCGCAGACUAUACAUAUACCAAUGUGCAUAUAUAUAUAGGGGAAAUGAUGGUGGGGAUGACUUGAUGGAGGGAAAACAACAGUGUGCCAGCUCGUUGUCUCUCAUUAAUAAAAGAUUGAAAU